This is a messenger RNA of Micromonas pusilla CCMP1545, 864 nucleotides long. RefSeq lists its product as uncharacterized. Lineage: Eukaryota; Viridiplantae; Chlorophyta; Mamiellophyceae; Mamiellales; Mamiellaceae. The coding region runs from base 1 to 759 and encodes 252 amino acids. Gene Ontology annotation, biological process: DNA-templated transcription. The record is from RefSeq and is a predicted model, not a curated record. The transcript is spliced from 2 exons.
AUGCCCUCGCCCGGCGCGACCGCGGACGUCGACGCCGUGAUCGCCGUGCCGCCGCCGAAGCUCGAGACCCUGGACGCGAUCGAGACCCUCGCGGCGCGCGACGAGGACGCCGCGCCGCGCGGAGGACGCGGAUCGUCGGAGGGUGGUGGGAAAAGAAGGCACGCCGCGCGCGACGACGACGACGACGACGCCGAAGCCGAUCGCGCCCAAGGUGAGCGCCCGCGCGCGCGGUCGAACGACACGGCCACGCGCUCGAAGAUCGUCCUCCUCCUCGGCGACGCGGUACGCGACCCGAGCCCGCUGUUCGAGCUCGGCGUGAAGAUCGAGAGGGCGCUGUUCGAGGCGCACGGAGAGGACGCGUCGAACGGGGAGUAUCGCGCGAGGGCGCGCUCGAUCGCGUUCAACCUCGCGAAGAACGAGUCGCUGCGCGUCGGCGCGCUCGCGGGGGAUAUCGCGCCGGCGACGAUCGCGCGGAUGACCCCGGACGAGCUCGCGACGGAGGACAUGCGGAACGCGCGGAAGAAGAUGGAGGAGCGGCUGACGCGGAAGCGCACGCGGACGAACAUGGACGGCGCGACGGAGACGGACGCGUUCGCGUGCGCGCACUGCCGCUCGACGCGAUGUCAGUAUUUGCGCGUGGGGCAGGUGCGCGACCUAGGCAAGUCGGAGACGUGGGGGAACAAGGACGCCGCGGACGACGCGAAGGUGCUGGUGAGAUGUUUAGAAUGCCAGGCGGAGUGGAACGAGUCUACGCUGUGAGCGACGUCGGCGCGGUGGUCGCGCGAAGCGUAGGUAUGAUAGCGUAGGUAGCCCAGCGCGGCGUUCGAUGUUAGCUCUGAAACGAACGCGGCACCGACAGGACAG